Messenger RNA from Paramecium sonneborni, 394 nucleotides. Lineage: Eukaryota; Ciliophora; Oligohymenophorea; Peniculida; Parameciidae. The record is from the annotation of a GenBank genome assembly.
UAAGAUAAUGUAUUCAGGUUUAUGGUUGAUAUGAAGAAUUACUCUGCAAAUAUGGUAAUAGUAGUCCAUGGAGAUUAUUUAUGGAUGUUUUUGAUUGUCUUCCAUUGAUAGCAUUGAUUGAAGGUUAAAUUCUAUGUGUUCAUGGUGGCUUAUCACCAGAUAUGAGAACAAUUGAUCAAAUAAGAAUUAUUGAUAGAAAAGUAAAAUUUUUAUUUAUUUCAGAUUGAAAUAUCACAUGAAAGACCCUUUUGUGAUUUAAUGUUGUCUGAUCCAGAAGAAGAUGAAUAUUGGGCAGUGAAUUCAAGAGGAGCUGGGUUUUUAUUUGGAGCUAAAGUUACUAUAAGAAUUUUGUAGAAUUAAUGAUCUAACUCUUAUAUCUAGAGCACAUCAAUUA